AUGGGGCCGGGCGGGAUGGGGCCGGGGCGGGGCGGCUUCCGGGCCUGCGCCUGCUUCCUCACCGACCACCUCUUCGUGCCUCGCUACGGCCUCCACCUGCGCUACUGGGGAGACCCGGAGCAGCUGCGGAAGGAGUAUGGGCAGGCCUUAAGAGAGCGUGGAUGCAGAACUGAGGAAGAGUUUGAAGCUGUAAUACAAGAGGUUGAAAAAGAAGUGCAGAGGAGAAAGGAAUUAGAUCGCCACUCCAGAGAAAGAAAAACAAUCAUUUCCCAGAACUACAGACCAAAACAUCCAGAACUGUAUACUUUACAGGAUUCAUUUUUGGCCCCGGAAUUUGUAGAAACUGUUAAGUACUGCGCAUCCAGUGGUGCAGAUCUCCAGGGUCUGCUGAACCAUGUGGAAUCUAUCUCAGAUAAGAGAAUCUACCGACUCCCCAUCUUCACUGAGGAAUUCUGCCAAGCGUUCAUCGAGGAGCUGGAGAACUUUGAACAGUCCGAGAUGCCCAAGGGGAGGCCCAAUACCAUGAAUAACUAUGGGGUUCUCUUAAACGAGCUGGGGAUGGAUGAGGCUUUCAUCACGCCUCUCCGAGAAAAGUACCUGGGCCCCAUUUCAGCGCUGCUGUACCCGGACUGCGGGGGAGGCUGCUUGGACAGCCACAAAGCUUUCGUCGUGAAGUACGCCUUGCACGAAGACCUGGACCUGAGCUCCCACUACGACAAUGCAGAAGUGACCCUGAACGUCUCCCUGGGGAAAGAAUUCACUGAGGGCAAUCUCUACUUUGCUGAAUUCAGACAGGAUCUCAAACCUGUGCCGCGUUACGUUGAAGUUGAGCAUGUGCCCUGCCACGGAUUGUUCCACCGGGGAGGACAGAUGCACGGGGCACUCCCCAUCGCCUCCGGGGAACGCUGGAACUUGAUUGUCUGGAUGCGAUCGUCUGCCGUCCGAAACCAGCUCUGCCCCAUGUGCAACAGACAACCUGAGCUGGUGCCAGCAGAGGGGUUUGGAGAAGGGUUCACCGGGAACCCUGAAGACAACCAGCCUGAAACCAUGGAUCUGUGCUCCUUAACGUAG
Molecule: messenger RNA, 1071 nt
Organism: Euleptes europaea (tarantolino)
Lineage: Eukaryota; Metazoa; Chordata; Lepidosauria; Squamata; Sphaerodactylidae
Gene: OGFOD2
Product: 2-oxoglutarate and iron dependent oxygenase domain containing 2
Exons: 7
Coding region: 1-1071 (356 amino acids)
Molecular function (GO): iron ion binding; L-ascorbic acid binding; oxidoreductase activity, acting on paired donors, with incorporation or reduction of molecular oxygen
Source: RefSeq, a predicted model, not a curated record